Molecule: messenger RNA, 2487 nt
Organism: Talaromyces amestolkiae
Lineage: Eukaryota; Fungi; Ascomycota; Eurotiomycetes; Eurotiales; Trichocomaceae
Exons: 3
Coding region: 1-2487 (828 amino acids)
Biological process (GO): DNA-templated transcription; regulation of DNA-templated transcription
Cellular component (GO): nucleus
Molecular function (GO): DNA-binding transcription factor activity, RNA polymerase II-specific; zinc ion binding; DNA binding
Source: RefSeq, a predicted model, not a curated record
AUGGGUACCAAGUCAAACAGUAACAAUAAUGACAGCGGCUCCAUCGAGCAGCAAAGCCGACGACCACAAAUCGACUCAUUGAAAUCGGACGACGACAUCCCCGCCUGCCAAGCAUGUCGUCGCAAAAAGGCACGUUGCAGCCGAGAACAGCCCUGUUCGCAGUGCUUGAAACUCGAUACGCCUUGCAUUUACGAUGGCAGACGACUCAAGCCGGGACUUCGUGCAGGUGUGAUUGACAAUCUGUCCCGCAGAAUUGAGACGCUGGAAGAUAUGUUUCUUGGUCAGGAGAUGUUGUGGAAACAGAUGUGGCAGACGCUACAUCCCAAUUUGGAAUUUCCUGGUGUUCCGUCUGCGGCGGGGAAUGAUCUUAAUGGCAAUGGGACGGAUCUUCGCGGUCGUCGCGAUCAGCUAAAGAACUCUCUGCUUGAUUUAGCAAGUACCCAUCGUCGUAACGAUAAUAGCUUCGCCAUUGGAAAGCUUUCCGCAUCUGUCGAUAUGUUACAGCCACCACCUGCAAAGAGACUGCGCAGAGAUUUAUCGUCGUCUUUUCAGGAAGUCGAACACGAUAUUCCACAAUACAUGACUGCUGGCGACAUCAUCGACUCCGACCUUAUGAUCAGUUUUGUCGAGUUCUAUUUCCAGAAUAUCCAUCAUUGGAUUCCUAUUCUUCACGUUCGCAGAUUCCGUGAUCAAAUUCAGCACCCAGAAGGUAGACAAAAAGCCGUUCACAUACUGCACGCAAUCAUUGCGGUUGGGAUCCGAUUUCUACAGGAUCCGCGACUAGGUGAUGACGAGACAAAAGCAAAAACAGCCGAGGCUAGUCGACAAAAUGUUGUUUUGUGCAGCAUGGAAUCGUUCUCCGUCCAGAGCUUGCAGGCACUGGUUAUAAUUGCAUUUGACACGAUAGCUCGCGGACGUGGCCCAUCCUCAUGGUCUAUUGUCGGCAGCAUGGCACGAACAGUGGAACAAUUACAACUUAGCGUCGAAGAAGAUGACCUCCGAGAACGAAACCAAACCGGCGAGGCACUUAUUCGGCGAAUGGCUUUUUUGCGACCCUCGACAUGCUGGGUCGAGAUUGAGGAGCGACGACGCGUCUUCUGGACUGUGUUCUUAAUGGAUCGAUUUUGUAGUCUGUCUACCGGGUGGAAUGUCAGCCUUACCAGCGCGGAUGUCAAGCGGCGAUUACCUUGCGAAGGGGCAUUAUGGGAACGUGAGGAUGAGGCUAGACCGUCGUAUUUUGGAAUUUCUGAUACAAAAGAAGCGACAACUCCUCAUCGGUCAUUGUUAGUGGAAAGUCCGACUAUGGCACACCCUGCAGAGCAAGAGUCAAUUGGAGGAUUUGCAUACUGUAUAGAAGCAACCGAGUCGCUCUCUUUGGUAUCAAAUUUCUUUGUCCGUCAGCCUUUGGAUGUGCGUGACAACGAGAAAGCUCAGCUAUGGCUGAUGCGAUUCAAGGAGCUAGAUCUUCGGCUGGUCCAGUGGAAAUUAUUUCUCCCCUCCAAAUGGCGUGAAGCAUCUACUCUGAAUGCAGAUGGAAUCAUGGACCCAAACCUGACGCUUGCUCAUAUCACUCAUAAUGCAGCAGUGAUCCUUCUCCAUCAAGCGAUUGCAUACCCACCAUUACACUGGAAAUCAUCGCCAGUCAAGCUCCCCUCUUCAUCUUCAGCAGAGACAUGUAUUGAGGCUGCGUCUGAUAUUUCUACUAUCGGACAGCAGUUCCUUCUUCAUUCGCCGAUUUUCGUCAGUCCCCAGUUCUCAUUUUGUCUUUUCAUUGCUGGUCGAAUGCUCUUGACGCAUUCCUCGAGAUACAGUAAUGCAAACCCCGUAAUCGCACCGGCUCUGGAUACGCUCAUUGCCAAUUUGUUUGAAAUAUCUGCACGAUGGAAAGGCCCACGAGAUUUCGAUGACGCAGGGACAGAGAAUCUAGCCUCGGCAUUUGCCAAACGGCUCGUUCAAGCCAAAGAUAACAAUAUUUCUCCAAUGGCAAAAUCUAGUCUGGAUAUCCGUCAAACAGUGUACUCAGAGACCUCGCAGCAUGAAGAUGAAGAGCCAGUCAUGCAUACAACAGGACCAACAACAACAACAUCAACAAUAGCCAUGAAUCAACCCCAUCACCAUCAUCAAAUAUAUCAGCAGUAUGGAGAAUAUCAAAGCCCUGAUGGAGCAAAUACUUUUGACCCCUCGCUCACCCUGGCUUUCCCUCCAUUGCCACUAUCAUUUCAGCAGAACUUUGCGCCCUUUAUGGAUUCAGAGGCAGAUGUUUUUGGUCUUCAGCUUGGAGGUAGUGGUGAAUACCAGCUUCCAUCUCAUGGGACAGCGAAUUUUUCGGCGAGACAGCAACAGAACCAAAUGCCAGAACAAAGCGGCUGGACUAACAGGAAUAGCACUGAGCAGAGUAGCAUUUCAAGUCCAUAUUAUACGCGUUUGUCGAAUCAUCGGGAUCGGAUGAGUAAUUCUCCUCGAUCCGCGGAGACGAUGCAGAGAUAA